CAAAAAUUCAACAUGGCUGUCUCUUGAAAUGGCAUUGGGGAUUCCUAAAAGUUUACUGAUGAACCGGGCUGUGAUAUUGUGUGUAGAGAUGAUUGCUGCUAAAGGACAGUUUAUUUUCGAUGUUGUCUUAUAAAGACACUGAGGUGGACGGGAAUCAGACAUUGAGCAGAGAAAUCAUGGCAGCCGUAGCCAUAUUCAGCUGCCGCCCAAACUCAAACUCAUUCCAAGAGCGGCACAUGUCUCUACACGAACCUGUCAAAAUAGGGCGCGCCGUUGCUCGAACACGAUCAUCUCCUAAUAAUGGGAUAUUUGAUUGUAAAGUUUUGUCCAGAAACCAUGCUCUGCUGUGGUAUGAGAAUGGAAAGUUUUUCCUUCAAGACACCAAGAGCAGCAAUGGUACAUUUGUCAACAACCAGCGCCUUAGUAAAGGAUCUGAGGAGAGUCCGCCGAGGGAAAUCUUUUCAGGGGACUUAAUUCAGUUUGGCGUAGAUGUGAUGGAGAACAACAGACGAGGUGAAAAAAUUACACAUGGCUGUAUCAUAGCCCAGGUUACAUUGUUCCAUGCAGAUGGAAGAGAAGCCAAAUCUCUUCCCUUUCUGAAUCAAGUCUGUCCUUCUGGCACAAGUGUACAAUCUCAGGAACUCUAUCAACUUGCCCAUUAUCUACAGGAGGCAUUACAUAGAGAACAAAUGUUGGAACAGAAGCUUGCUUCAUUACAAAAACUGAUACAAAAUACUCAAGAGGCCUCAGAGAGUGGUUGGCAGGCCUUAAUAGAUGAAGAUCGAUUGUUAUCACGGCUGGAAGUGCUGGAGAGCCAGCUUCAGAUGUAUUCAAAGAAUCAUUCUGAAGACACGUUACGACAAGAACUAGUGGCUCUGCAGGAAGAUAAGCAUAAGUAUGAAACGACAGCAAAGGAAUCUUUGCGGAGAGUACUUCAGGAAAAAUUGGACGCAGUGCGAAAACUUUCAGACUUGGAGAGAUCAUUAGGGAACACAGAGGAUGAGUGCAGUCAGCUGAAGGAGUCAUGUGAAGCAUCUCAAAAGGAGCUUCAAUUGCUGGCAGAAAAGUAUGACGACAGACGGAAGGAAGUCAAAGAGCUUCAAGAAAAGUUACAGGAAGCCGAGAGGAAUCAUGAAGAGGAACGAGAACGGGUCGAGCAGGAAAAACAGGAAUUACAGGGAAAGCUGGAUGAAAUGGUGAAACAAGAGGCAGCCUUGUCAGCAAAGGUUGAAUCCUUACUAGCUGACAAUGAUUUCACCAAGCAGCAGCUUUCAGCUGUUAAAGCCAAGAUGGAAGCUCUCAAAGAGAAAAGUGAUGAAAAUAACAAAAACGAACUGGAUACUGAUGGUUCCAACGUUGAAAUCAUUCCACUUAACCCCAAAGACCAAGAGAGUAUGGACCUUGAAGAAAAACUGCUAGACGUACAAAAACAAAUAGAAGAAUACAAAACAAAACUUGAAACAUCAGAAAACAAGUUGCGGGAAAGUGCUGACCAAGUAGAGCAGCUCCAAAAGGAACUUGCAGUAGCCAAACAUGAUUCUAAUCAGUACAUGGCCAGGAUAGCCUCAUUGGAAGAAAAGUUAAAGCUGUCAGACAUUCACAUGAACCAGAUGGUGGAAUCAACAAUGGCAGAUAUAAAUCUUCAACUGAAAGAAACGAAUAGACAGAAGGAUAGCAGCUUUCAUCUUAUGAAGGACUUACAGGACCAAGUCUCUGACCGAGAAUCAGAGCUAUACAAGUUCUCAUGCAUGAAGGGGGACACAACUCUGGUCAGCAACAGCUUAAUGGAGUCCAUGCCAGAAAAUAUCUCUCACAAUGGUGUUCAGAAUCAUACAUCAAACCCACACAAAGGCGAUAUUGAACAUCUCAAUGCUUUAUUAAGAGAAACGAGAGAAACACACAAGAACACAGAACAAGAAUUAGCACAGUGUAAAAGAGAGCUGGAAGAGGCAAGGUUAAAGUUAUUAAAAUCAACAGAAGAAGCAGCUUGGUUGAAGGAUCAGCUAUUAGAUGCCCAGAACCAGGCAAAAGCUAAAGGGGACAUGGUGCUAGACUUACAGGACCAAGUGAAGAAAGCUGAUGUAACCACAAAAGAGGUUAAGCAGCAGAUUUUAGAUCUGAGAGCAGAGCAUUUGGCGGAAGAGCAAAGUCAUAAACGUCGUAGGCAAGAGGUGACAUCCAAACUAACUCGUGAUCUCAAUUCGCUAAAAUCAGAAAAGAGGAAGGCUUCAGAAGAAAUAGUUGCAGCUAAGCGUGAACUUGCUACUGAAAAAACAGAAAAGAAGAAGGUCUCAGAGGAACUAGUUACAACUAAAUGGCAGCUACAGGAAGCACAGCAGACAGCAAAGCAAAGUAAAAAUGAAGCAGAACAACUUAGAAAUAAAGUGAAAGUUCUCCAAGAAGAACUGGAAAAGUCUAAGCCUCAGUCCCACGGGAGAGCAUCCUUACAUACUGAAACUCAAAAAACCAGCACCAGCAGAAAUAAAGAGUUUGCGGCCUUAAAAGAAGAAUGCUCUAACUUGAAGAAGAGAAUACAGGCAAUAGAAGCUGAGAUGAGAAUGUCACGGAAGGAGAACCUGCAACUGUCAUCAGACUAUAACAAGUUACAAGAAUCUUACAAGGAGCUGGAGGCCCUCAAGGAAAAGCUAGAAAACAAGGAGUUGACGUGGAUGCUAAAUCUCACUGAUGCUCAGAAAGAUGCAGAGCAGGCCAAAAUGGAGGUGAGGAAUCGAGGAACGGCGUUACCAGCGGGCAGUAACGGAGGCCAGCUGACCCUGGCCAGAAGAGAGAUAGUCACCUUAGAAGAGAAGAUUACAGAAUACAAAGCAGAAAUAUCCCGGCUGCACGACAAGCUUGACUCAAUGUCAGCUGAGUUCCAACAAGUAGCGGAUCGCAGUAAAAUGUUGUCCUUGUGUUCGAGCCUCCCAUUACUGGUCCUUAUGUUCGCCAUUCUAUUGGCGCUCUAUCCAAUGCUUGCUGAGAUAACUUUCACAACCUCAUGAUUACGGGUCAAGGGAUGAAUCUCCAGUGCCCUCCUCAGCUUUGAUCUUAUAGACUGCAAUACAUCUGUACAUAGAUACCUCCUCCCAGCUCCUUCAUUGGCUUGAAGACCCAUGGCAAAUCACGACACAGCGCACAGCGACGUCAUGCUCAACAGCACAUCAUUAACCCAUGAAAGGAGUGGUGUGAUGUCCGGUGUGGAAAGUAUCUCAGGAGUACAACUGCUUCAUUUGCUUGACCCAUUCAGUGGUCACUCCACUGUGGUGUAUGGCUUCAAGCUCCAGGGGCAUUACUGGUGAAGCCUCACAGCCAACAGCUGACUGAAGGUUUAGGCCGAAUCCCAAAUAUUUAUUGCAGAGUUUCUCAGCCUCUUGUGUUCCAACUGAUACAUGUUGCUAAUGAUGAGCAUGCACAUGUAUGUGUGGGUUUGAAAAACAGUCUUGUCUAUUAUAAGACUGAAUAUAUUUAUUAAUGAAUGAGUAGACUGCUUGGUGUAGGAGAAAGAUUUCAUGUGCACUACGAAUCAACUGACUUCAGAGACUCCUAUUAUGGGGCCAUCAUCAGCAUUAUCUGAACCAUGAGUCAGCAAUCUGUUUAUUUCAUAAUUAUUCUGAAAACUGUGUACAAAACAGAUACAAAGAACCUUGUGAAAAACAGCACUAUAUCAGCCCGAACUGAAUCCGAAAGUGGCCCUAAAACAAGAACACAUUCUUGGAUGCAGCAGUUUUCCUGUUGAAAGUGUGAAUUCUGUUUGGAAAUCAAAGACAUCCAGUGUGUCAUAGAUUGGCUGAAUUUCAUUUCACGGUUUGAUUUGAUCUGUUAAACUGUGUUUUGCAUGAUGCAAGGCUUCCCCCUUUUAUUGCUGUGCUUUUGCAGUGAUCCCAAUCUGACGGCUUUAUUUACUUGUUUACAGAAGCUGAGAUAAAGGCUUGAACGUGGACUGUCCAAUUAGCAGGCAAGAAAAUCUGGCUUUUCUUCUCUGUUCAGUUGAGUGUUCCCUUUACUAGAAUUGUCCUGAUUGGGAAGCCAUGAUGUCUUGUGUAGUAUUUAAUAUCUGUUGCAGGAAGACAUUUCUGUAUUGUGCUUUCUUCCAGGAAGAUAGUUCACCAUGGAAUAUGUAUAAAUAGUAUGUAUAUUUCUAGAUAACUAGAGAUUUAUUACUUCUAUUAUAGCAGCAGGGUAUUUAAUGUAAGUAUAUCAUAUGUUAUUCUCCGUUUGAUAGCUGGAUUCAGAUAUGCAUGUAACCUAUUGACUAGGAUAAGGUAGUGCCCCUGAACCUGUACAAAAAAUUUUGUAUGCAGGCUGUACACACCAGUUGUAUUAUAUUUGUACAUAGAAGUCCACCAAAGGUGUAUAAUACACACUGUAAAUUUAGCACAGAGUGGAAGUGUUUUCAUCCUCUCUGUUAACUUUUGUUUGUUGAAGGUUUUGUUUGUAUAUUUUCAGAAUCACUUGUAUAGGUAGAAGUUAUUUUGUACAAUCUUAACGAUUUUGUUCAUACAGGUUGAGUGUUUCCUGCUUGAUAUUAACAGUGCUAUUCUAUAUGAUUUAUGAUUCCUUCUAUGUGUAUGACAAGAUAUAUGUUUGGAGUGACAAAAUCACGUGACUGAAGUGGCCGGUGCUACAGGUUGUUGGUGUGUAGUACAUUGAUGCACCGGCAUUUCUGUUACCAGCAUAAUCAAACCUAUGUGACAUGUCAUCACAUAAUUGAGAAUCCAUUCUUCACGAAAGGCAGACAGAUUGGUGAAAUGUAUUGUCAGAGAAAAAAGUGUCCAAGACUUCACGAGACUAUCAAAAGUUUUCAUUAAUGUCCUUUUAUCUUACUUACCCGAGCAUUGUGUUUGUAGGAUACUUGCCUAGAGCUUUGUCACUGCAGCAAAGUUUCAGGUGUCUUAAGCAUUUAAAAACUCGUCUUUUUUCUUCUUCUUUUUUGGUGAACCCUCAUCAUAUUAACAUGGAAGUAUCAAGUACUUCAGUUUCGUAUCAGCCAUUUGUGUGAGCUGUUUCGAUGUUGUUACCUUAACCCUCCUGUCCUGCCAUAAUUAAGCUACUACUUUCGGCAACUGGAACGGUAUGAAUUCCUAUCACUCUGAUGUGAAGGAUGUUUUCAUGUGAAGACAAUUUUGGAGAGCAUCACUGACAAGGGCUUUCCAGACUUAAAAAAGUUUCAAUCUUUUACAUGACCGUUCAACUCAAAGAAUGAUUUUUCCUGUGAUUGGCUAAGCAAGGAAAAUACCGGUGGUGUUAAGACCUGUGUUUAGAAGGUGCUUGUAUUUAUAUACUUAACUAAAAUAGCAUAAUUUUGUCAUUUUCAUUUUCCAAUUGUAAUCACAGUUUCUUUUAAACUCUGUCUCAGAGAAAACCAUUCUUUCAGACUGCCAUGUUGGUUUUGUUUAGCACUCUGUAAAGGCAACUUCUCGGGAGUUCCUUACUGCCCAUGUCCAGUUCUACCUCUAAAAAUUUAGAAUGUUUUGCUGAUGUCUUUGAAUCCUAUGCCUAACUUUGUCUCUGUUUAUCUCAGCUUUUUUGAAAAUAGCCUAAUAGCCACUAAUAGCUCCAGCAGUAUAACACAAUAAAACAAGUAAGAAGCAGA
Messenger RNA from Liolophura sinensis, 5593 nucleotides. RefSeq names its product sarcolemmal membrane-associated protein-like. NCBI's taxonomy places the organism in Eukaryota, Metazoa, Mollusca, Polyplacophora, Chitonida, Chitonidae. The record is from RefSeq and is a predicted model, not a curated record. The transcript has 32 exons. Bases 120 to 3002 code for a protein of 960 amino acids. Gene Ontology annotation, molecular function: protein binding.